CUUAUUUUCUCGUUCGAUUCCUUCUCUUUCAAGUAGAAAGAGACAGAAUCCUCAAGGAAGCCCAUAAGAGCUCGUAGCACUGGCCAAGACAAUCGUCCUUCUCCUUUACGCAUCCAAUUCUCUUCUUUCAAAACCAAAAAGUCUUAUAAAAACACAGCUCUUAUUACUGUGCAAGACAUGCUACUUGCCAACUCUAAAGAAUAUAUACCUCUCAAACAAAUAUCGAAAUCAAUACGUUAUGCCCUAGGCUCAAGCUACGCAUUUGAUCCUACUAAUGAGUCUUCAAAUCCAGGCCUCACCGAGAGUGUAGCAUCCAUAGUUGAAACACAUAUGAUGAGCUUAGAGUCCAUAACACCUAAAGAGCCUUCAGAUCUCCUCAUGUUCCCCUUCCUCGAUAGCCCUUCAUCCGUAGAACACCUUGUGAUUGCCAGUAAGACAUUAUCGGGUAAUACCCGACUCAUCCAGUGCUAUGUCUUUAUGGUCAACGACACCGUGUUUGUCACACUUCCCCAUCAUAUAACUUAUUGUGAUGGAUGGCAACAGGGUGAACUACAGGCGUGUAUGGCUUAUUUGAUAGAUUUAGCAGAACUUCGACCCGGGUGUAAUUCUCUAAUUAUCAUGUUGGACAAUCAUCAAGAUAGUUUAGUCGAUCUUCGCGCAUUCAUGUACAUGGGCUUUGUCUUGCUUGAUUGCUCAGUCUACAAACAGGAUCCUUCAUGGACCUUUGCUCUUUACGAGUUAGGCACCAACUAAGGUG
Messenger RNA from Phycomyces blakesleeanus NRRL 1555(-), 757 nucleotides. RefSeq lists its product as hypothetical. Bases 178 to 753 code for a protein of 191 amino acids. The record is from RefSeq and is a predicted model, not a curated record. The transcript is spliced from 5 exons. Gene Ontology annotation, molecular function: ornithine decarboxylase inhibitor activity. NCBI's taxonomy places the organism in Eukaryota, Fungi, Mucoromycota, Mucoromycetes, Mucorales, Phycomycetaceae.